This is a messenger RNA of Chelonus insularis, 2026 nucleotides long. RefSeq names its product genderblind (gene gb). The transcript is spliced from 12 exons. The record is from RefSeq and is a predicted model, not a curated record. Gene Ontology annotation, cellular component: membrane. Gene Ontology annotation, molecular function: L-amino acid transmembrane transporter activity. Gene Ontology annotation, biological process: amino acid transmembrane transport. The coding region runs from base 474 to 1943 and encodes 489 amino acids. Lineage: Eukaryota; Metazoa; Arthropoda; Insecta; Hymenoptera; Braconidae.
UUGAACAACGGAAAGUUUUUCAUUUUUCAGUUAUUUUUUUGAUGACAUAAUAACCGGUUUAGGACAUAUGUCUGUUAGCACGUGUGUACAGUAAAAAUGUAGUAUUGUUUGUAAUUUCAUAUGUACAAGUGUUAAGGUGAUAAAGAAAAUAUUAAUAACAUAGGAGAUCAAGUUUCAGACUUAAGCGUCACUUGAAUAGGAUUGUGUGACGCUCCAAGAAGGAAUUAAUAAAGAGUACACAUACUUUUCUGCUGGUUUAUUCAAAUUUUCUGAAAGAGUAUGUUACAAGUGUGGUUCAGAUCCAAGAAAAUUGAUACAGUGUGGAAAAUUGAAAAAAAUUCUUGGAAAUUUUGUAUUCUUCCUUAUUCAUAGCAAUUAAUAAAUUCCACUUAAUAAAUCCUUAAAAAUUGAACAAAUAAACUACUAUAUUUAAAUUUGUAUCAUUCAUAAGGAAUUUUUUAUACUUAUAUACAAUGGUUAGUACGGACACAGAUCUCAAAGAACUCGGGGGAUUGAAUACUGGAGAAAAACUUGGAAAUGAUGAAAAGGUUCAAAUGAAAAAACAGCUUGGAUUAUUAGAAGGAGUCGCUAUUAUUUUAGGAAUCAUUUUUGGUUCAGGAAUCUUCAUAUCGCCGAAAGGAGUAAUUCAAGAAGUAGGAAGCGUUGGUUUAUCGUUAGCAGUAUGGGUUUUAUGUGGAUUAUUGUCCAUGAUAGGAGCUUUAUGUUACGCAGAGUUAGGUACAAGCAUACCUAGAAGUGGUGGUGACUAUGCUUAUAUUCAUGAGGCCUUUGGUGAAUUGCCUUCGUUUUUGUAUUUAUGGGCAGCUAAUUUAAUUUUUGUACCUACUACAAAUGCAAUUAUGGCUUUAACAUUUGCAGAGUAUAUUCUGCAACCUUUUUUCCCUAAUUGCCCCAUACCUGACAGUAGUGUGCGAAUAAUUGCUGCUUUAACGAUAUGUAUUUUGACUUUUAUUAAUUGCUACGACGUUAAAGAAACGUCAAAAAUGCAAAAUAUUAUAAUGUUUGCAAAAAUAGCAGCAUUGGGUAUUGUUAUAAUUGCUGGGUUAGCAUGGCUGGCAUUAGGACACGUUGAAAAUUAUACUAAUAUUUUCGAUCAGACAACAACAAAUCCAGGAAAAAUUGCAGUUGCAUUCUAUGCUGGAAUUUUUUCAUAUUCUGGCUGGAAUUAUCUUAACUUUAUGACUGAAGAACUCAAGGACCCUUACAAGAAUUUACCUCGAGCCAUUUAUAUUUCAUUACCAUUAGUAACUCUGAUUUAUGGUUUGGCCAAUGUUGCUUAUCUUGCAGUUCUUAAUCCGACUGAAAUGAUCGCAUCACGAGCGAUUGCUGUGAGCCUUGGAGAUCGAGUUCUGGGACCAAUAGCAUGGAUAAUGCCUCUUCUUGUUGCAACUUCAGCAUUCGGCGGCUUAAGUGUUCAUAUCAUGACUUCUUCAAGGAUGUGUUUCGUUGGUGCCAGAAAUGGUCAUUUUCCGGCUAUGUUAAGUCACAUUAAUGUUACAAGAUUUUCUCCUACGCCUGCUUUAGUAUUUUUGUGUAUUUUAUCACUACUUAUGUUGUGUACAAGUGACGUUUUCGUAUUGAUAACAUACUGCAGCAUCGUGGAAUCGUUCUUUAUAAUGUUAUCUGUUACUGCAAUCCUCUGGUUGAGAUACACCCGACCAAAUAUGGUCCGACCGAUAAAAAUUCCUCUUUGGGUUCCCAUAUCUUUUGUUAUUAUAUGUGCAUUUCUAGUUGUUGUUCCAUGCUAUACUCGACCUUUUGAAGUAGGGAUGGGAGCCUUUAUUACAGCUUCUGGCAUCCCAGCCUAUUUCUUUGGAUUUGUGUGGACAAAGAAACCCGCAUGGUUAUUAAAUUUCGACAUGAAAGUUACGCAUACUGUUCAGAAACUAUUCAUGUCAGCGAGAGAAGAAAAAGAUGAUUGAUGUCUAUUGAUAAAAAUUGUGUGCAUUAAAUAUUUUUUGCAAAUUUUAUAGUUUAUCAAAUUGUUGUCAAGAAUGAAAAAUAA